Molecule: messenger RNA, 4426 nt
Organism: Leptidea sinapis
Lineage: Eukaryota; Metazoa; Arthropoda; Insecta; Lepidoptera; Pieridae
Product: kinesin-like protein Klp68D
Exons: 12
Coding region: 255-2381 (708 amino acids)
Biological process (GO): microtubule-based movement
Molecular function (GO): microtubule binding; microtubule motor activity; ATP binding
Source: RefSeq, a predicted model, not a curated record
UCCAUCAACGGCGGGUCGAUCUGAUUUCGCGAAAUUUAAAUUUUACGAUCUUUUUCUUUUAUCACAAAAAAGUGUGUUGUUAUUUAGAAAAAUAUUUUUAAACGUUAUUGGUUAAUUGUGUUUGUUAUAGAGAAGAGUUUUGUGAAGUGUUGAUUAAAGAAUUAGGUGAAAUAGACUUUUGUUCGUGUACCCCUAAAUGGAUCGAUAAAAACUAUGAAUUUAUUUUUUAUGUGAUUUUAAAAAGGUAACAGAAGAUGGAAAAAUCAGCUCGACCACGAACGGCUCUGAAUGAGUGUGUUAGAGUGGUCGUUAGGUGCAGACCCUUGUCAGAACGAGAAAAGAAAGAAUGUUACGAGGAGGUGAAGAAAUUGCGCACCGAAAAGAAAUGGUUCGAGCGCUUGUCUACAAAGAGUCCCAAGGAGAAGAAGAAUGGCUUUGAUGGUCCUAUGCAGGUGGUGAAGGUGUGGCCGGAGCGCGGCGCCGUGCAGGUGUACAACCCCAAGGGGGAGGACAAGCUGUUCACGUACGACGCGGCUUACGACUGUAACGCCGACACCAAGACCAUGUACGACGAGAUGGUGAGACCGUUGGUAGCCUCUGUUCUCGAUGGCUUCAACGGCUGCGUGUUCGCGUACGGCCAAACGGGCACAGGCAAGACUCACACGAUGGAGGGGAGCCCGGACGACGAGGGCAUCAUCCCGCGUGCCUUCCACCACAUCUGGGCGCAUAUCGAGAACACGGCCAGCCCCGAUGUUACACACCUCGUGUCCUGCUCCUACGUGGAGCUCUACUUGGAGGAUGUCAGGGAUCUGCUGGCCAAGGAGUGCAAGAAGCUUACCAUUAGGGGUCAGGAGCUGAACGGAUUCUACAUUCCGGAGAUGACGUCGAUCGUGUGCAAGUCUGCGGCGGAGAUGGUGAGGGUGAUGCGAGCUGGCAACCGGAACCGGGCGGCCGGCCGGACUGACAUGAACGAGCACUCCUCGCGCAGCCACGCCGUCUUCCUGGUCACCGUCGAGACCGCGCACCGGGAUAGCAACCGGAUACGAGUGGGCAAGCUGAACCUAGUGGAUCUGGCCGGCAGCGAGCGGCAGCGUAAGACCAACGCGUCCGCAGACCGACUCCGGGAGGCCUCUCGGAUCAACCAGGCGCUGUCCUCCCUCGGGAACGUCAUCUCCGCGCUGGCCGAGAACAGCCCCCAUGUACCAUACAGAGAUUCGAAGCUGACGCGUAUUCUUCAGGACUCACUAGGCGGCAAUAGCAAGACUAUUAUGAUAGCGAAUAUCGGACCCGCCGCAUACAACUACGACGAAACCGUCACGACGCUGCGAUACGCACACCGAGCCAAAGCAAUAAAGAACAAACCAGUUCGCAAUGAAGAUCCAAAAGACGCAAAAUUACGGGAGUUCCAGGCUGAGAUUGAGAGAUUACGAUCCCUCAUCGAGCAGAGAAAAGCCAUCGAAAAGAGGAAGAAACCCCCCAAGAUACGCACCAAGACCACUCCACAAGACUCCGAAGAAGAGACUGUUAGCAUAGAGAAUGAGCACAUACUUGCCGAAUCCACGAUAGAACAAGAGAAAACAAAAACCGAAGAGUUAGAAAUACAAAUCAGAUCUAUAGAAGAGAGACUUGUCCAAGGCGGUGGGGGGAAAGAUCUCCUGAACAACCUAAACGAGAGUCAAGUGAUACUGCAACAGAGACACAUGGAGAUUGCUGAGAGGAAAAAGAGGGAAAUCGAAAUGCAGCAGAAGAUUGACUUGGAGGAAGAAACCACAGCGAUUGUAACGAACACUUUUACCACGUUGCAACAAGAGGUCGAUCAUAAGACUCAAAGAUUAAAACGCUGCUUACAAAAGUACACGUCUCUGCGCGAAGAGAUGGUCGAGCAGCGCGAGGCACAUGACUCGGAGCGGCGCGAGCACGAAGCGCUGCAGGCGGCGCUGAUCGCGGAGCUGCGGCGGAGACUGUUGCUGGCUGACAGCUUCGUGCCCGACGCCGGCCGCCCCGUCGUGCUGCGGCUGCGGUACAACGACGACGCGGACGCCUGGGAGCGACCGCCCAGCGGUGCUGAGCCGCUGCGGAUGCGGCCCGUAUCGUCAGCGGGGUGUCGCCGCGCGGCCUGCUCCACGGCGGGCGGGGAGCCCCGGCGCCGCGCCGACAACCUUCUGGACCUUCGCCCCAUUCCGUUACCCUCCACAGUGCGUCACUACCCGCCCACGCCCUCACCACAAGCGCCGCCUCCUCAAAAGGUACAAGAAGUGCCGCGGGAAGUGAAGAAGGAAGCGGCGCCAGAUCGGGGCGCGGGGAGGGUGAGUGCGCGACCCCGGCCCCGCACGCGGCCCGCCUCCGCUCUACACCGGCUCGGUACUGCGGGGGUGCGGUAGGGACCAACACACACACACUCACCACUUCGUUAUCAAGAGACAAAAGGAACGCUAACCACCCGCGAAUGACAGCAUUUACUUGACAUAUCCCUGUCAAUGUCAUGUCAUUUUUGUACUUUAGUGGUCCUCUGUCAAGAUUGUGUACAAGCAGUACAUACAAUAACACACACAUGCCGUUCCGUCCACCGAUAAUAUCGUGAUUAUAAUUAUAUAUGAAAUAAAAAAUAAUUAAAUAAUAAAUGAAUCCAAACUGUUGCACAAUGUUAUAGCGAUAAUUUUGUUUUAGUAAAAAAAACUUUUUAAAUGAAGUUGAUGGAAUAUGAAUUCAAUAAGUUGUAAAUUGUUCAAUGUGUAUUGUUAUAUCUGAAAAAAAAAUUGCAGUGACGAUGCAUUUAUAAUAAUAACUGUAACGGAACGGUUGUGUUAAAGAAUUGUAUUACCUAGAACAUAAUGAGCUCUACGUUCGAAUGUGUGUCUAUGGCUCGAUACAAAAUCAUUUUGUGUCGACAGCCACGCAAGCGCCGGAUGUAUUCGAUAUUUUUAUACGAACUGAAAAUUCGAGCGAAACGCUUAGCUUCGAUCACCCGACAUUUAGUAUUAGUUAAUAAAACGCAUCUAUACGCUUUGCUCACGAGCUGCCAUUCAUGCUCAUUCAUAUUAGGAAUUAGGCACCGUGUAGCGGUAUUAUUGUUAUACCAUGAAGAUUAUUUUUCAUAAACGGUGUCGCUUGAUAAUGGUAUGAAUAUUGAGACCACAUAUAACGUCUCCAUGUCAAUGUAACUUCACUGCGAGCUAAAGCAGACGAUACAUCAGCUUCGCAACUUGUUAUAAGCUGAGGAUUCCAUCAAGCAAACCUCGCAAUGCAACGUAUAAUAGAUAACUAGGUACUAUAUUGUAAGUAAUUAUUAAAUUGUCGUCAUAAAUUCCAUUGCGAGUUGUUAAAAAACCGCUAGUGACGACUUUGAUCUCAGCCAUUCUAAUUUCCAGUAUUUAUAACUCAAAGUUGUUUGAUUGUUUAAUAUUUUACUGCGGCAACCACUGUUGGGGGCUUGCUACAUCCUGUCGACUAGCGGCUUUACGUUACAGCCACAAGUUGGACUGUGUGUAGUAGGCUUAAGUUUUAUUUAUCGAUUUUACCAUAAUUGAACCGAAUUUUCUUAUUUAGUGUUGUAAUUAUUUCGAUUAUAUUUUACUGUUGUUAUUUUUAGUAAAUUUUAUUUAUUGCUUUGAACGUUAUGUUUAUUGCGGGUGAUAUUAGUUAUAUUGUAUUUACCGUACCACCAGAUACGUGAACAUGAAGUUUUCUGAGAAAUUAUGAAAUAAAAUAAACAUAACAGAAUCAUGUCGCAUAUUGCGAUCAAUAGAAUUAUAUAAUAUAUAUAUUGUGUUACCAAAGAUGGAGACAGCCCAUUCCACGUGUUCGUAUUGUCAAUGCAGUUCCUCAAUAAUUCGGUAUUUUAUUAAUUCACACACAGUUUCUAGUCAAAAGAUGUCUUGUAUACAAAGCUAAUGUAAAUAAAUAGGUAUUGAAAAAAUAUUUAUGUAGUUAGAAUAGGUUUCGCACAAUAUUAUGAUGGAAUACGAUAAGAAAACCUGUUUUGUGAAAAAUUCGUGAGAUACAUGAGUACCUCGCCCUCUGGCGAUUAAAUUUGAGCAUUCGUUUAAUUAAUAAAAUAAUAUGGUAUCGUUUGGCUUGAAUGUCCUUAAUUCUUAUAAGUCGGCAUUAAGAGAUUUAUAAAUAUUAAUUUCUGUGAAGGAAGGAAGCGCGUGCAAUUUCUCAAAUAGAAGAAACGUCUAGUGUAUGGUGGGCUUUACAGAUCUUAAUUUAAUAAUUUCUUAAUGCUUGAAGCUAAAUUUAAAACAUGAAACUUGAAUGAAUGCUCAAAAUUAUUGGCACUAAUAUUGCGCAUUUUUUUUGUAUUUAUAAAUUGGUUUUGUAAUAAAGUAUUCGUCUGAAAUGAAAUCAUGUGAUAUGUAUUCGGAAGAAGCUAGUCAGUUGUGCCGCGACCGCUUAUACUCAUUAUUAAAAUAUUUUUAACUGUGAA